UUAUCUGGUCGGCAUUCGGUGCACUUGUGUCACGUUUCUCCCGGGAUUGAUUGUUUUCAUUCGAAAAGCGACGAAAUUACGCGUGACAGCCUGUUAGAGAGAGAUGCGCGGUAUUUCGCGAUGAGUUGAAAACAGUGGUCUGAUUUUUAUCAAAUCCAAGCAAUAACAAAGGUAAUAAUCGGCAUGUUUGCCCCGUCAAACCCCUAGACGAGCCGUAUACUUGCGGUGAGUGUUAAAAUGCAAUAAUUCCGUUCAGUUCUCUCCUGGUUACGGUGGCGCGAUCGAUUUUUUUAGGUUACGGAAAAUAUACGCAUGCGUCGAAUUUACCCGGAAAUUUUAGUUUUUUUUCUGAAUUUAAAAUUUUUAGUGGAUUAGUUGUGUGUAUUAAAAUGAGUAAAAACAGCUCCAAUAAGCCUGGCAAGAGCGCUCUGGCCAAUCUGUUGCUUGAAAAGAGAACGAGGUCCUCCGCCUCCGCCAUCGUAUCACCUGUUCUUCAACAAGUUGGGAAGUUGGCCGCUGGGGUCGCUAAUGUCAGCACUGGGUCUAGCUCUAGCAUGAAUUCGGGAUCGGCAACAGGCAAUCCAAGGAACAAGUGCUCUCUCCAACCGGGACAUUCCCUUAUGGACUGGAUCCGGUUGGGGUCCUCCGGGAGAGACCUCACCGGAGUCGGACCCAGAGCCGGCCAGCUUUCGGUAACGAAGCACGAGCUGUCCCAGCACAACAAGGAGUACGACGCUUGGCUGGCCAUCCGCGGCAAGGUGUACAACGUCACGGCGUACCUGCCGUUUCACCCGGGGGGGAUCCAGGAGCUCAUGAAGGGCGCUGGUAUAGACGCCACCAAACUAUUCGAUCAGAUCCACCCUUGGGUAAACUACGAACAGAUCCUACAGAAAUGCUACGUGGGGAGGCUUGUAGCCUUCGAACCCGGCGCGGACGUUGAAGCCCUCUUCUUCGGAAGCAGAACAAGCCCGACAUUCGAAAACGAUUCCAACAAAAAACCCUCCAUCAAAACUUGGGAGCCUCCCAAGAAGAGUCCUCUAGCAAGGCCACAGGAUCUACCGAAUAAAGAAGAACCGUGGCAGAAGGAAGAACACGUACCUCAGAAAUUCACUCUGCCGAUAAACUCUCCCGAAUUCAGAAAGCCGAGAAUAAAAUUUCUGGAAAAGUACCCUCCGAAAGUGGAUCCCGAACCCAAGGAGGACCAACCAGAUGACGGUCCGGUACUCCCGCGCUUCGACUGGAUCCAGAGGACGCGCUGGAUCAAUCUGAUGUUCUACACCAAGUCCUUCUCCAACCCCCUGGUGGAAGUUUUGCCCCCGGAUUACGAGCGGACUUUAGUGGUAACCCUCAUCUACGACGACACGAUCUUCACCAACGAGAUAGUGUUCCACGACAAAGUGAACUGGCCCUGCACCAUUCACGUGUCCUUCGAGACGGGCAAGAUCGAGUUGGAAUUCGAGAAGACCGAGUGGAAGAUCUGGGACGACGUCGGGGUGCUGCGGCAGGAGUGUAAACCGGUCGGCACCACCAUUAACUGUUGUGCUAAGUGUAAUUUCGUUUUUAGCGAAAAGAAGCAGGUGACCCACAACACCUUCCUUGUUAGGCUGGAGCGAACCGACGGCGCGAGGGUGGUGGUCCCCAUAGGGAGGCACGUGAGGGCGUUUGGAAACGUGGAGGGUCAGGAAAUGUCCAGGAGUUAUACACCCAUCCCCAAAACAUUCUUCACCCAGUUUGCGACACAGGGCCCCAUCACCGACUGCCUGUGUCUCAUGAUCAAGAGGUACGAGAACGGAAAUGUCAGUAGGUUCCUGACGAACAGCGAGCAGAACGACGUCAUCCACAUCACCAAACCCAUAGGCGACUUUGACUUGCAGCUGUUGCGUAAGAGGGAAACCUACCUUUUAUUGGCGGCCGGUACUGGAAUAACGCCCAUGUUGUCGAUUAUACAAUUCCUGUUAGAGAGACGAGUGAAAAAAUGCCAAUUUGCUAGACUACUCUUCUUUAACAGGAGGGAGGAAGACAUUCCGUUUCGAGAACAAUUUCAGAACUUUGUGGAAAUAGACGACAGAUUACGGGUCACCUACAUCCUGUCCGAGCCCAGCAAGGACUGGACUGGCCUGACGGGCCACGUCAACAAGGAGAAGAUCGACAACGCCAUCCAGGAACACAUCCGAGACACUGGCUACACGAUAGCCAACAUUUUCACCUUCAUCUGCGGACCAAACCCAUUCGUAGCUCUUUCGAUAGAAGAACUACACCAAGUAGGAUUAACCGACGAGCAAAUUUAUGCCUUUCAGGGAUAGCAGCAGCGCCAUGGUGGUGAUUCCGCGCACCGCUGUUCUCUUUCCUCGGUCGCGGACGGCAUCAGCGAUUUCGUUUUUGGUAUUUUUAAUAUGAUCGGGGACACCAGAAUCCGUUAAUAACUUCAGUUCGCAUAUCCUUUUCCUCUUUUAUUUUUAUUCGUGUGUUAAGGAUCUCGUAUGUCGUUUUACUUUGUUAUUGUUAUCUGUAAAAAGAUUGACGUAUUUUAUGAAAUAUUUAUAUACGAUAAGGACUUGAGUGGAGGGAAAAUAUUCGUGAGGUUAAGUAAAAUGUACGACUUGGCAAAAAAAAAUUUGAAGGAGAAACAGGGGCUGACGGAACUCAAAAGAUAAGGAAGAUCACGGGCCUACCGCCUUUUGUUUUUCAGUUACGUUACGUCAAAGAUCAUUUUUUAAAAGCGAAGACUUGACGUCUAACUUCUCUUCAAACGUAAAAUCUUUAGCGUGCAAAUAAUUUUUGUCAUCAAAACCAAAAUUUUAGAAGUUUUCUGUCUCGAAGGACUAAAUUUCAGGUUUAAAUAUUAAAUUUUUAAUGUUUUCGGUUUAACUAUUAAAUUUUAUGAGUUCAAACACAAAAUUUCUAUUUGAAACACAAAAAACACUAAAUUCUAUUUCACACCAAUGCGGUAGCUAAAGUUUUAUCUUAAUAAUUCAACGCUCAAAAAUCCAAACUUUCAAUGAAUACAGUAAUUUCAAACAGAUUGUAUUGCGUUGAAAUUUGGUACAGGUAGCUAAGAUCCUACUCCCUGACUUUUUUCGAGGUUAGGUUUUUGACAGUUUGUGUUGUAUAUUAUAAUGUAAACAUCGAUUUUCCGUAAAAAUUUAGCCACCUUCUAUUCCUUAAUGUACGGGGUGUUAAUUAAAUACAUCGACUCACUUUAAAGGAUGAUUCCUUGAGUGAUUUUAAUAAAAAAAAAUCCUUUAGGAAAUACAGUGUUGAAAUUUAAAAAAAUUAUUUGAUGGUAAAAAUGCACUAGAGUGAACAGGCAUCCUGUAUAAGGUGUCCAGAAAAGAAUAAACCAUAUUUCAAGGAUGGCUUCCAUUUUGUACAUUGUAGAAAACCUAACCUCAAAAAAGCUGUCGUAAAUUAUUACUAGUUGGUCGUAGCUAGCGGUCUGUACCAGAUGAUCAAUAAACACUGACGUAUUUAGCAAACCUUGAAAAUUACUUGUACAUACCAAAUUUAUAUAGUGGUUUUUUUGGAAAAAAUAUCUUUAAAUUUUAAUUUUCAAAAUCUUAUGAUUAAAAAUUGGACGCGAUAGGCAUUUCAUCUGUAGGAAAAAGAAUUGUCUUAUUCUUGAUGUUCGAUAUGCUCGUGAACUCAUGGUACUGUUUUGCAAAAUACCGCUUAUAGUAACUUAAAAUUUGGGGAAAUAUAAUGAAUACCGUCAUGAGAAGAAUAGUUGUAAAUUUUUGAAAAUGGAGAUUGAAAAAUUUAAGGCAAUUAAAGUAAAACUUUUGUUAAUAAAUUUUAGGUAAGACUGAUCUCGUAUCAAAUUCAUACGAUUUUCUAAAGCGUGCUCGCGAAUAUUUUCCCUUAUUUUAAACCAUGUAAACUAUCAUCGAUGUAGUGAAUUUCUGAUUCAUUCUUUUUUAACUUCCAACUUGUUGUUAGUAGUCUAUUAAAAUAAAACCAAAGCAAUACAGCACCUAGGGCUGGUCUUUUUAGAGGCAGACAAUGUUUUGAGGACACGCGAAACUAAAUAAUAAUAACUCACGGCGAUAGGUUUUCUCUUCUGUUCCGAGGCGAGAGUUCGCAUGUUUCUAACUUUUGAAUCAUGUUUUCUUGUGAUAGACUGCAUCGUUGUCUGUAUAUUUGUGUACAAUAUUUUGACUUUGAAAUGUAUAUAAAUAUAAUAAUAAUUAAUAAAU
This is a messenger RNA of Anoplophora glabripennis (Asian longhorned beetle), 4193 nucleotides long. Its product is annotated as cytochrome b5 reductase 4. Gene Ontology annotation, cellular component: endoplasmic reticulum. The transcript has 7 exons. Bases 390 to 2303 code for a protein of 637 amino acids. The record is from RefSeq and is a predicted model, not a curated record. Gene Ontology annotation, biological process: superoxide metabolic process; generation of precursor metabolites and energy. Gene Ontology annotation, molecular function: oxidoreductase activity; heme binding. NCBI's taxonomy places the organism in Eukaryota, Metazoa, Arthropoda, Insecta, Coleoptera, Cerambycidae.